This is a messenger RNA of Hydractinia symbiolongicarpus, 2919 nucleotides long. RefSeq names its product visual system homeobox 1-like. The coding region runs from base 1998 to 2753 and encodes 251 amino acids. NCBI's taxonomy places the organism in Eukaryota, Metazoa, Cnidaria, Hydrozoa, Anthoathecata, Hydractiniidae. Gene Ontology annotation, biological process: regulation of transcription by RNA polymerase II. The transcript is spliced from 3 exons. Gene Ontology annotation, molecular function: DNA-binding transcription factor activity, RNA polymerase II-specific; sequence-specific double-stranded DNA binding. The record is from RefSeq and is a predicted model, not a curated record. Gene Ontology annotation, cellular component: nucleus.
UUAUUGUUUCAAAGUAAUUUUCUCGUGGUCCCCUCUUUAACAUGUGGUUUCUUCACAUAAGUGACAUAAGUGCUUAUGAAAUAAAACUUCAAGCAUAGAAAUGGUAAAGCUUUUUUGUAAAAUUUUUGGAAAGAAGAAAUAAAAGUAUACUGUGCUGUGAUGAAGUACAUGGCAACACUCCCUGUGGUUACAACUACCAUCUUUUUCAAAAGAGGCGGGAAGUCAAUGUACGGGAAAUCACAAACAUACGUACACCUUCCUGCUCCCUGUUGAACGAGUUCAGUUACAUAGAUUUCCUGAGGACAAAGAAACUUGACCCUUGAACACCGUGUGAAUUUUAUAAGAUUUGAUGUGAAAAAAAGCUUGUAGAUGGAGAGUGUACAAUUAUGCUAAUUUGGGAUAAUUUUUAUAAAACACUGCAGAAUGGCCUGAGGCAAUCUUCCAUAAUUUGCGUCUAAUUUAAAAUAGUAUUUUAAAACCGAAUUGCAGGAAAUGAGAUCUCGAAAGUGAUAUCGACAUCUUCUCAAGCAUUCAUGACACACUGAUAAAUAAUCUAUUGUCAACCAGGAUGACCAAAAGCGUUAUUCCAAUAUCCCAACACACCAAUAACGCGUGCUUGCGAGGAUAAAAGUGUGUCAAAUAAAACAAAGUGAAAAAAUGCGAAUAUGAUAUUUCACUUCGAGGUGAAUUUAAAUUCGGGUGUGACCCUUUAAAACGCCAAAUCUUUUGAGUUCGUGAAUUCCAAGCAUGCGCACUGAUCGAAAAUCAUAUUUUACUCUAGGGGCAAAGUGUUUAUGAAAAUCUUGCACUGGCUUGAAAUUUCACGUUGAUCAAUUUGACCAAAGCGAAGUGAUGGAAAAUGAGAACAGUCCUAAGUAACACACCAUGGAUCAAUAUGGUUCAGGGAGUUUACCUCGUGUGUCACGUGGACGCGACCUCUAUUUUCUCCUUUUCAACUGCGUUUGUAUUUUGACUAAUUGCAUAAAAGAGUAAAGAAAGAUACCGCCAAAAUUUCUUUGUUUUCUUUCUCAUGUGUUUCUUUGUGGAAAUUUCUAAUUUCUUCCUCUCAUCAUCAUUCAUGUUAUCAUCAUCCAUGAAGGUAGCCCAUACAAAGUAACACCCACUUGGUAUACACCACAACGAAGUGCUGGCGAGGAGUUCUGGACAGUGUAAUACACAUUAAGAACUUUAUAUAAUUGGUGCGUACGUAGUAUUUGUAAUUAUCCCGGUAAUUUGUCACAGAUAUAAUUGCAACGCCUCUUAGCUCCACUACUGGUCAAUACACAACCAUAAACUUUUUUUUAAAAAAAAUUCAUCUUAACCGGUAAAACGCUUCAUAGCUCUAUUUCUUUAAAAUUAUGUUUAACAAGAAAAUCCUUCGCAGGAAUCUUCCAAGAACUUAGAAUUAUAAAUUCUAUGGUCCAUUUGUUUGUCCAAAUACCCCAAUUAUGAAAAAAUGUUUAAUUGGUUGAUUGAUUUAAUUAACCCCGAUUACAAGAACAUUACUAGUGACGUCACUCGCACAGUCCCCGCAACAACUUAAGAAAAAUAUAUAGAAUGGAGAAAAAAGUUAGUUUCGAAAUUUUAAGGCUGAACAAUGGCGCAUUGAUGUGAAUGUUUAUAAAGAACACACUCGAUAUCCUGAAUUGAAAAAAAUACAAUAAAUUUCUUGUCUUCAGACUUAUAACAGUAGCAAAUUUUCGUUUUAUAACAUUGUGGAGAUGUGUUGAAAAGUCAUAAAUCUUGACAACAAAAGGUAAAUUAAUUAAUAACAAUAAAGAACAAUAGAAAAUAAAUUUAUUUUACAAUUAAAUUUGGCAUAUGUAAAUGAUACUAUUAAAUUUCCGUCGACUUUUCUAUAAAUGAGGCUACACAAUUAAGCUUUUUAUCAGUCCUGCUUGAGGUUUUGUAUGACAAACAACUAACUACGUAGUUAUAAAAAAGAAGUUAUAUUAAUCAAGAAAACAUAACAUUUUACAUAAUCACAAUAAUCAAAGAUGACAGAAGGCAAAUCAACGUUAAAGUUUUCAAUCGAUCGUAUUCUUGACAAAUCAGGGAGUGUGGAGAAGAAACAGAAAUGCUUCGAUGAGAUGGGGUAUUAUGAAACAACAAAUCCGUUCUUUUAUUCAGCCUAUUACAACAAUUUAUCUCUCGUGAAAUACAAAUUUGAAAAGUGUUUUGGAAAGUCAUUAUGUGGGUGUGGAAUAUGCAGUGAGAAAGUAGCAAUAUUACCUGAACCAAUCGAAUGUCAAUGCAAACCAACUUUAAAACGUCAAAUUUCUUAUGAUCAAUACAACUCGAAAGAAUAUCUUCUGCAAACGAAAUAUGACGAUGUGUUCAUGGAUGAAGACAUGGCGGUCUCACCACAAUCAGAUGUCACUCGCCAUCACUCGACUAGCUCGAAUUGUUCCGACGCACCCAGUACGAGAUCAGAUGACGAUACCACGAGUGACAACCUGUCGGGCCGUCGAAACCGUACCAUCUUCACGAAGAAACAAGCUUCGGAGCUAGAAAAAGUCUUUCAGCGUACGCACUAUCCAGACCUGAAGUGUCGUCACGAAAUUUCAAGAUUAACAAAGCUGUCAGAAAAUCGAAUUCAGGUUUGGUUUCAAAACCGCAGAGCAAAAUGGAGGCGUACAGAAAAGACCUGGGGCGAGGGAUCAGUUAUGGCUAAAUAUGGAUUAUACGGAGCCAUGGUAAGGCACUCCUUAAAAGCACGAAAAACGGAAAGCGAGGCAAAAUUAAAUGUUUGACGUCCAUUCCCGUUCACAGAGUAUAUUUAGAUUUUGUUAUAAUUGUUUAUAUAUAUGUAUCUUGUAUAUAUAAUUAAUAUAGUAUAUAUAGAUAGAAUUAUAAAUUUUGGAGUUAUGAUAUUAGCAUUGUUGUAAAAAUAUAUUUUCCAUAAAAAGUUAAAAGGAA